This is a messenger RNA of Daucus carota subsp. sativus, 1187 nucleotides long. RefSeq lists its product as uncharacterized. The transcript has 4 exons. The record is from RefSeq and is a predicted model, not a curated record. Lineage: Eukaryota; Viridiplantae; Streptophyta; Magnoliopsida; Apiales; Apiaceae. Bases 75 to 899 code for a protein of 274 amino acids.
ACGUAUGCGUAUAUAUAAAGGGGAGCCAGAGGUUUAAGCACACACUAAAAAAUAGCAGUAGCUUGGCAAAAAAAAUGUGCAUUGCAGUGUUUUUAUGGCAAUCUCAUCCUCUGUAUCCGUUUCUGCUCCUUCUCAACAGGGAUGAGUACCACAACAGGCCGACGAAAGCGAGUGGAUGGUGGGAAGGAGGUGAGAUACUGGGAGGGCAAGAUGAGGUGGGAGGAGGGACAUGGUUGGCUUGUUCUAAACAAGGGAGAGUUGCUUUUCUUACUAAUGUGCUGGAGCUUCAUGCUUCCCCUGAGGCCAAGACCAGAGGAGACCUGCCUGUCCGUUUCCUCGAGAGCAACAAGAGCCCCAAGGCAUUUGCUGAAGAAUUGGUGAAAGAGGCGCACCAGUACAACGGCUUCAAUCUCGUAAUGGCUGAUCUUGUUUGCAAGAGCAUGUUCUACAUCUCCAAUAGGCCUAAAGGGGAACCUGUCUUGAUUCAGGAGGUGAAGCCUGGUGUUCAUGUGCUCUCAAAUGCAAAGUUGGACUCUCCCUGGCCUAAGGCUCAACGUUUGGAGCUCAAAUUCAGGAAGCUGAUUGAGAAUGCAGAAGAUGCUAUCUCGAUGGAGGAACUGGCUGAGAAACUAAUGAGGGACAAGGAAAAAGUUGCUGACAGAAGCAAACUACCUCACAUUCAUUCACUUGAUUGGGAGUACGAUCUUAGCUCCAUCUUCGUGGAAGUAGACACCCCAUUGGGGUGCUAUGGCACUAGAAGUACUGCUGGUAUAAAAGUGAGAGCUAGUGGGGAAGUCAGCUUUCACGAGAUCUACCUGGAAAACAACAAAUGGAAAGCUCAUACCGUUACUUACAACAUUCAUAGGAGCAAUCAGAAGGUUGAGCAACUUUGCAUAUGAAACAUCAAACUUGUGUACUGCACUUGGUGAAGAACUCAAGUUUGCCUGUUGAUAAAGCUAUCGCUUUAUUACUACAACUACUACUGGUCUCUUGUUACCUAGUAUUGAUAAAUGUCCUUUUAGUUGCACCAUUCGAAUUUCGUCCAAACAAAACUUUCGUCACAUGUCUUCAUGUGUAUUUGGAUUAAUAUGUAACCGUCUUUGGUCUUCUUUUUCUUUUCUAAACAAUCUUUCCGUUUAGGUUUUAUUGUGCGUUCUUUCGGUAUAUUCAAAGUUUUCCUUAUUUAA